CAGAGAUGGAACCAAGGAGGUUAGAGGGGAAAUGGGAGAAUGAAGAGCCGGACACUGAGGAGCCUCUGCCCACAAUAAAGAGGGAAAUGGAUCCCGUUCCUGGGGCCGCUUCCCCAUUGGCUGAAUCAGAAAUAUUACAGAUAAAGAUAAAGGAGGAAGAACCGGACCCUGAGGACCAUCUGAGUGUAACUGAAAGCUCUACAGAUCCUCUUCCUUAUGGGGGUCAAUCCGCGAACGGUGAGCUAACCUGGGACAUCUCCAGAACAUGGAUAGGACACUGGAGUUCCGAGGUUCCGGAGUCCAGUGGUCCCACUAGUUCUUUGGAUACAAAAUACGGAAAACCUUACUUCAUAGGAAGCCCGCUUCAGAAAACACAGAGAGUUCACACAGGGUUAAAACCUUUUGGCCACGUGGAUUAUGGGAAAACCGCUAGUCAGAAAAUCAGCUUUAAGAGAACCAAAAGGAUUCACGCCGGGGAGAACGUCUUCAUAUGCAGAGAAUGUGGGAGGAGCUUCAAUUACAGGAGCAGCCUCCAGAACCACAUCAAAAUCCACGCAGGCGAGCGACAUUUCAAGUGCCGAGAAUGCGGCAAAUCUUUCCCUAUAAAGAACGAACUCCGCAAACAUUAUAAGGUUCACACUGGGGAGAAACCCUUCACCUGCACGGAAUGCGGGAAGAGCUUCUCGCAGAAGAACAACCUCCUGGCGCACAAGCGGAUUCACACGGGGGAGAAGCCGUUCUCGUGUGUGGAAUGUGGGAGGAGGUUCUCCAUAAAGAGCAACCUUAUGUCACACAUGAGGACUCACACAGGGGAGAAACCCUUCACCUGCACCGAAUGCUGGAAGCGGUUUUCCCAGAAGUACCAGCUUCUGAUCCACAUGAACAUUCACACUGGCGUGAAGCGCUUCUCGUGUACGGAAUGCGAGAAAGUGUUCAAUCUAAAGAGCACUCUGCAGAGACACCAGGCGAUUCAUACCGGGGAUAAGCCCUUCUCGUGUACAAUGUGCGGCAAGGGCUUCUCCGGAAACAGCAGCCUCCUUACGCACCAGAAAAUCCACACUGGGGAGAAACCAUUCACCUGCUCAGACUGUGGGAAAAACUUCUGCCAAAAGAACGAUCUUCUGACCCACAAGAGGAUUCACACGGGGGAGAAACCAUUCACUUGCGUGGAGUGCGGGAAAAGCUUCUCCAACAGGAGCAACUUUCAUAAACACCAAAAAAUUCACACGGGAGAGAGGCCGUUUGCCUGUAAAGAAUGUGGGAAACGUUUCUGCCAGAAGAGCAACCUGCUCAGCCACCAGAAGCUUCACACGGGGCUGAAACCGUUUGGCUGCGUUGAAUGUGGGAAAUGCUUCUCUACAAAGAACGAACUUCUCAAUCACGAGAAAAUUCACACCGGGGAGAAACCGUUCACCUGCACCGACUGCGGGAAAAGCUUCUCCCGAAAAAACCUCCUUCAGUCGCACAAGAGGACUCACACGGGGGAGAAACCGUUCAUAUGCGCCGAAUGCGGCAAAAGCUUCUAUCAGAAGAGCAGCCUGCUGGCCCACGAAAGGAUUCAUAGGGACGACCGGCCCUUUGCUUGCACUGAAUGUUGGGAAAGGUUCUCUCAGAAGUACCUCCUCCUCAGGCAUAUGAACAGGCACACCGGGCUGAAACCUUUCAUAUGCACCGAGUGCGGCAAGGGCUUCAGUUUAAAGAGCAGCCUGCAGAGGCACCAGACUAUCCACACCGGGGAGAAACCAUUCACCUGCGCAAUAUGCGGGAAAAGCUUCUCCCAGAAGGGAACCCUCGACAGGCACCAUAAGAUCCACACCGGGGAGAAACCCUUCAGGUGCACGGAAUGCGGCAAAUGCUUCUCUCAAAAGAGCACCCUUCAGGGACACCAAAAAAUCCACUCACGGCUGCUGUAUGAACACAAUGCUACAGAGGCCCACUGCGAGAGAUCCACAAUAAAGAGGGAAAUGGAUCCCGUUCCUGGGGCCGCUUCCCCAUUGGCUGAAUCAGAAAUAUUACAGAUAAAGAUAAAGGAGGAAGAACCGGACCCUGAGGACCAUCAGACCCCAAUGGAAAGCUCAGCAGCGCCACUUACUGAUGGGGUUUUGCCCCCAGAGGAAAUAAUCCGGAUAAAGAUAAAAGAGGAAGAUCCGGAGGCAGAAGAUGCCGAGAUGCAGAUGGAGAGCUUGCCGGCUCCCUCUACUGAUGGGGGUGAUUGUUUCAAUGGGGACAUUUCUCUAUCGUGGCCUGGACACAAGAACUCACGCUUCUGCUCCAAUACCCGCCCGUUAGGUGGCACAGGGGCAAAUAUAAGCCUUACGUGUGAUACAGCAGAGGGCGCCACAGAGUGUGGGUCGGGCACUUGUACGCAGUGUGCAAAGUGCAUUUCCAAGAGGAACAACCGUCUCUCCCAGGAGAAGAUGCCAACAGGACAAAAAGUUUUCACGUGUAAAAAAUGCGGGCAAAAUUUUUCCCACAAGUACCAGCUUCUGAUCCACCUGAGUAACCACACGGGGGUGGAACCAUUCACCUGCGCAGAGUGCGGCAAAAGCUUCUGCUUAAAGAGCAGCCUGAGGAGGCAUGAGAGAGGGCACACGGGGGAGAAACCAUUCAUGUGCACGGAGUGCGGCAAAUGCUUCGCCAUCAUGAGCAGCCUUCACAACCACCAGCGGAUCCACACCGGGGUGAAACCAUUCAGCUGCAAGGAGUGCGGGAAAAGCUUUUAUCAGAAGAACAGACUGCACAGCCACAUGAAAAUCCACACAGGGGAGAAGCCCAAAUGCACAGAGUGUGGGAAAAGCUUCACUCACAAGAGCAGCCUCCUGUCGCACAUGAAAAUCCACUCAGGACUAAAGCUGUACGUGUGCGCCAAAUGCGGGGAGGCCUUCUACUUAAAGAGGAGCCUCCGCAAACACCACAAGGUCCACAUGGAUCAGAAGCCUUUCAAGUGCACGGAGUGCGGCAAGUGCUUCUCCGGGAAGAACGACCUCCACAAACACCAGCGGGUUCACACGGGGGAGAAACCCUUCCUGUGCACGGAGUGCGGCAAAUGCUUCUCACGGAAGAACAACCUCCAGGCGCACCGGCAGAUUCACAGAGGGGUGAAACCCUUCACCUGCGCCGAAUGCGGGAAAAGCUUCUCUAUGAAGAGCAGCCUCCUUACCCACGAGAGGAUUCACACGGGCGAGAGGCCCUUCACCUGCACGGAGUGUUGGAAAGGCUUCUCCCAGAAGUACCAGCUCCUCAUCCAUCUCUGCAUUCACACGGGGUUCAAACCGUUCGAGUGUGCGGAGUGUGGCAAAGGUUUCACUCUGAAGAGCAGCCUCCACCGGCACCAAACCACUCACACUGGGGAGAAACCAUUCGAGUGCUCCGAGUGUGGGAAAAGCUUCUCCCUGAAAAGCACCCUUCGCAAGCACCAGAAAAUCCACACGGGGGUGAAGCCCUUCCCGUGCAUAGAAUGUGGCAAGAGGUUCUCUCAGAAGAGCACCCUCCUCAAGCACCAAAUCGUUCACACGGGGGAGAAACCAUUCACCUGCACGGACUGUGCCAAAUGUUUCUCUCAGAAGAGCAGCCUUCAGAGUCACCUGAAAACUCACACUAAGGAAACCUCCUGAUAUACGGACAAGGCAAAGUGCCCCGGGAACAGCAGUUAUACAGAACAUUCCAGGGGUGCAGGAAAGCUACUGGGGCCCCCCAUCCCCAGGGGUGGCAGUGAGAUGGGCCAGUUGUUCCCUAUAGCAGAACCUUAUUACAUUGCAGAGAAUCCUGUGGCCUAUCAGGAACUGUAGUGAGUUCCUUGUUGUGUUGUGAGCAGCAGCCAUUAAACACAUGCGCUAUUUCUACUGAC
This is a messenger RNA of Xenopus tropicalis (tropical clawed frog), 3847 nucleotides long. RefSeq names its product zinc finger protein 585B-like. The record is from RefSeq and is a predicted model, not a curated record. Lineage: Eukaryota; Metazoa; Chordata; Amphibia; Anura; Pipidae. Gene Ontology annotation, cellular component: nucleus. Bases 6 to 3614 code for a protein of 1202 amino acids. Gene Ontology annotation, molecular function: identical protein binding. The transcript is spliced from 8 exons.